Molecule: messenger RNA, 1335 nt
Organism: Lachancea mirantina
Lineage: Eukaryota; Fungi; Ascomycota; Saccharomycetes; Saccharomycetales; Saccharomycetaceae
Source: the annotation of a GenBank genome assembly
AUGUCCGUUGAAAAAGUUCACGCCAGAUCUGUCUAUGAUUCACGCGGUAAUCCAACCGUCGAAGUCGAAAUCACCACUGAGGGGGGGUUGUUCCGAGCGAUCGUGCCCUCUGGAGCCUCCACCGGUGUCAGCGAGGCCGUCGAAGUUCGGGACGGCGACAAGAGCCAUUGGGGUGGUAAAGGUGUGCUCAAAGCGGUCGCUAACGUCAACGAUGUCUUGGGGCCUGUACUUGUUAAGUCAGGUCUCAAGGUUACAGACCAAGAAGCCGUUGACGAUUUACUGAUCAAAACCGACGGCACCCCUAACAAGGCCAAACUAGGUGCUAAUGCGAUUUUGGGCAUUUCCCUUGCCGUCGCCCGUGCUGGAGCCCAUGAAAAAGGCGUUCCCCUUUACGUUCAUUUGCGGGACCUCUUUGAAGGCCGUCACGAUGCAAAUAAGCCCUUCGUUCUGCCCGUUCCCUUUAUGAACGUUUUAAACGGUGGUGAGCAUGCCGGUGGCCUGCUUCCCUUCCAGGAAUUCAUGAUUGGAGCUAUCGGCGCACCUUCUUUCUUUGAGGCCGUGCGCUGGAACUCUGAGGUUUAUCACAUCUUGAAGAAACUCGCAGUUGAAAAGUAUGGGCCAUCCGCAGGCAAUGUUGGUGAUGAAGGAGGCGUCGCUCCAAACUUAACUACUGCCGAGGAAGCCCUAGAUCUGAUUGUUGAGGCCAUCAACAAAGCCGGUUACGAAGGCAAGGUCAAAAUCGCAAUGGACGCGGCCUCGUCUCAAUUUUGUAAAGAAAGCAAGUAUGACUUGGAUUUCAAGAAACAAGAGGAUUCUUCUCCUUCUGAGUGGCUCUCUGGAGAGAAACUAGCCCAAAAAUACCACGAGCUGGUUGACCAGUACCCUUUGGCGUUUUUGGAAGAUCCCUUUGGGGAAAACGAUUGGGAGUCCUGGAGUAAGUUUCUUGCCGGUGGUGUGAAAGUUCCCGUUGUGGCUGACGACCUGGUGUGCACCAACACCAAGUUGAUUGCAAGAGCCGUCAAGGAAAAAGCUGCCGAUACUUUGUUGCUCAAGGUCAACCAAAUUGGUUCUUUGACCGAAUCCUUUGCUGCCGCUAGAGAGGCCUACGAUGCUGGCUGGGGUAUACUAGUCUCUCAUAGAUCCGGUGAAACCGAGGACUCUUUUAUUGCCGAUCUGGUUGUUGCUCUUGGAACCGGUGAAAUCAAGUCUGGCGCUCCAUGUCGCUCUGAAAGACUUGCCAAAUACAAUCAAAUUUUGCGAAUUGAAGAGGAGCUCGGCAGCAAAGCCAUCUUUGCUGCCAAAGAUUUCCACGAUUCCUACAAGCAUCACCAGUAG